GUGCUUUGCUGUGGCGUGCAGUGUACUGUUAGUGUUACAUGUAGUUACUUAUUGGGGAUUGAGUGUAAUGCAUGAUUGAAAUUUGUAAGAAACUAGUGAUUCUGUUUUUCCUUAUUUGACAUUUACAGAAUCCGACUCUGCGUUCUCCAAGAUGGAUUCUGCUGAGUCUCAGGACAAAGUCGUAGAGACAGCAUCCAAUCCGAAACAAGAAGGGACAGUCGCACUGAUUCAAGAAAUAAUCCAAGACUCACUCGCCAAGUUGAAUUCAUUACCGUCGACAUCAGACCGUCCGAGAAACCAGCUCCGUCGUAGUCUGAGCUACCCACCCACUUUCACUCACAUCUGCAAGGAGUGCACCGGGUUGUGUGUUUGUCCAUCAUUCCGAUACUUCACUGACGAGGAUGACAACAAGACGAACUCAAGACGUGGUAAGCUUCAAACAAAGAGAUGCCAGUCUUGCGUUCAGGAUUGCAGCUCAAUGUCCCUCGCCUCUUUAGAUAGUCUUGGAGAUAUUAUGAUCAACGCCGAUGAGCCAAACCCGACGGCGAGACCUGAGAAGGUCUUGUUCCCACAAGGUGAGGAGGAAUAUGCAGAAUGUCAAGUUUGUCUUGUCUCUAAGAUGUUGCAUCACCGCGCUUGCUGCAGCAUGCCCAUCUGCGAUCUCUGCGUUCAGACGUAUGUUAGAGAGAAGGUGAACCGUCGCGUUGUCAUCAUCCGCUGCUUGAAUCCCGCUUGUCACUGCUUCAUCUUCAAGGAGGAGAUCUUACAUCAUUUGAGUUCGGAGUUGUACGAUAAGUUUCUGCGAUUCUUGGCUGAGGAUAACGGCGAUCCGAGUCAGAAGACGUGUCCGCAGUGUAACCGCAUCGCACACUUUGAUAUUGACGUCAUGAUAAGGACUCAUAAAACCCGGCAGAAUGAGCAGAAAGUGGCCUGUGCCUGCGGCCUGCUGUGGUGUUUCCGCUGUCACGCUCCGUGGCAUCCCAACAUGUCAUGUAAGGAAUACUUCAAAGGGGAUCGGCUACUCAAGUCAUGGGCAAAGGAGAGACACUUUGGUGAACCCAACGCUAAGAAAUGCCCCAAAUGCAAGGUUUAUAUACAACGAAGUGUUGGGUGCGACAACAUGACUUGCAGUCGUUGUUUUACGUCGUUUUGUUAUAGCUGUGGAGGCCGUUUUUAUAGCUUGCGGUAUUUUGGGAAGCAUUCUUCACGCUUCAGUGUGUUUGGCUGCAAGUAUCAAUUCAAGCCCAACGAACCGGUCAAGCGUAUCAUGAUCCGGGGAACUCUAUUUGGUUGUCAAUUACUUGUAGCUCCUAUAUGCUUGACUGUCACCGUAAGUUUCCUUGGGGUUUUGCUCCUGGCUGCUGGACCUUGGUAUCUCACCUCACGGGCUAGACGAGUUUACAUACGCAAAAAACAUCAUAGAAAAUUCAGAAAAGAAGCAAGAAUUUACCAACAGUAUUUAGACGAGAAAAAGGAGUUGUAUAGCGGGAGAAAAACUUCAUUGACGCCCCGCUCAGCGACCCCUGUUGACCUCCCAGCAUCACCAUGGCAACCACAUACUGAAUGUAUUGAUGACAUCAGGCAUGAUAACAUUCCAGUAGUCUGAUUCCCGAUUUGUUUUGCCCUUGGUAAAAAUGUCAACAAUAAGAUUAAGAAUAUCCCUAAAUGUCUAUUAAAAGCUUACAUCUUUUGUACAUGUAGCUCAGCCCUUGUCCUCGAUACAAUAUUCCUAUUUAUAUCCCAGGGAUCAAGUAUCAUGCCUGUGCUGUAAAUCCAGAGGUAUAAGAAGUAUUAUGCUCCGUAAACACAGAAAAAUCAUCUUUGCUACUUUGCAAAUACCAAAGUUAAACAGCCAGGGUUGUGUGGUGGGCACUGCAAGACAACUUUAAACUGUACAACCUUUUUCAGUGAUGCGCUGCGAAACUUGGACAAACUGUAGAGGGCGCUCUGUGUUACGAAAUCAUACGUAUUGAGAGUUUCUGUAAGAACGUUUCAGUCUACUUCAACCAAAUUAAAACAUUGCUAAAGUUAAUAUAUUUGCCACUUCUUUCCCCAUUUACCAUGUAGUAUUUUCUUGUAUUCCAAAUCAUUCAUGUCAUUGUAAUCAUUAAAUGAGACUUCUAAAUCUGUGAUUGACCUAUUUAGGUGUGUAUGAACAGUUUGAAUGUUUGAUAAUGUAAAUAUAUUAGGAUAUAUGUACAUGUAUGUACAGAUGAUUAAAAAGUAUUAUUUAAAAAAUGAAAGAAAUGAGUUGUCUAUGCUGAUGUCAGUUGCAACCUUUUCUGAUGUAAGUUGCAACCUGUAAGAUUUAUCGAUCAAUGUAUUUUUUCUUUUUCUUCAAUAGUUUAUUUUUGUAAUGAUAACCUGUAAAUGUUGUUUGAGACAUUGUGUUGGUUGUUUGAUUGUUUGUUUGCUUGUUUUUCUUGAAGAAAGCAGAUAACAGUAUUACAUAAAAGGUGUGACCAGAGGUUAAAGCAUACACUUGUUUAACUUAUAUUUUUUGCCAGACACCCGGGCUUGAGAUUUAUACUGAGGCCAACGAAUGAAGCAUUGGGCUUUUAUUGUAAACUCAGGACCAGACAGUUCAUGGGCCCAAAUCUGUCAAUCAGUGCGUUCACGGCGCUCCAACAUUAUUACCCCUGGUCAAAGGGGGCCAUUUAUUUCAUUCCUUUAAGUCAUCUUAGCUCCCUGGG
Molecule: messenger RNA, 2693 nt
Organism: Asterias rubens (European starfish)
Lineage: Eukaryota; Metazoa; Echinodermata; Asteroidea; Forcipulatida; Asteriidae
Product: probable E3 ubiquitin-protein ligase RNF217
Exons: 6
Coding region: 152-1606 (484 amino acids)
Biological process (GO): ubiquitin-dependent protein catabolic process; protein polyubiquitination; positive regulation of proteasomal ubiquitin-dependent protein catabolic process
Cellular component (GO): ubiquitin ligase complex; cytoplasm
Molecular function (GO): ubiquitin protein ligase activity; zinc ion binding; ubiquitin conjugating enzyme binding
Source: RefSeq, a predicted model, not a curated record